Molecule: messenger RNA, 1344 nt
Organism: Tribolium castaneum (red flour beetle)
Lineage: Eukaryota; Metazoa; Arthropoda; Insecta; Coleoptera; Tenebrionidae
Gene: Alg7
Product: Alg7 dolichyl-phosphate N-acetylglucosaminephosphotransferase
Exons: 4
Coding region: 1-1233 (410 amino acids)
Biological process (GO): dolichol-linked oligosaccharide biosynthetic process; protein N-linked glycosylation
Cellular component (GO): membrane
Molecular function (GO): UDP-N-acetylglucosamine-dolichyl-phosphate N-acetylglucosaminephosphotransferase activity
Source: RefSeq, a predicted model, not a curated record
AUGGCGGUUUAUGUGGACGUGACCCUUGACAGAAAUUGGAAAAUGUUGUUCCCGUUAAUUGUUAGCGCCUUCAUGUCCACGGUAGCGUACAUAAUAACCGUGCGCCUGAUCCCCAAACUGAGGGACAUGUUCAUCAAAGCCAACCUUUUCGGCAUAGAUAUGAGCAAAACUACGAGUGAAAAAGUGCCUGAGUCGCUGGGGGUUGUGACAGGAUGUACCUUUUUGAUAACCAUGUUCUUGUUCAUUCCUGUACCGUUUGGUAGCAGUUUAUUUGACGAUGAGAGUUUUCCUCACGAUGAGUUCGUCGAGUUGAUAGCAGCCUUGUUGUCGAUUUGUUGUAUGUUGCUGCUGGGGUUUGCUGACGAUGUGCUGGACCUCAGGUGGAGGCACAAGUUGUUGUUGCCAACAAUAGCGUCGCUGCCGCUUUUGAUGGUCUAUUAUGUUAACUAUAAUUCGACGGUGAUCAUAGUUCCGAAGCCGUUAAGGGAGAUUUUCGGCUUCUCGGUCAAAGUGGGGAUUUUUUAUUACAUUUACAUGGGGAUGUUGGCUGUGUUUUGUACGAACGCUAUUAACAUAUUAGCUGGGAUUAAUGGACUUGAAGUGGGGCAAAGUGUGAUUAUUGCCAUGUCCAUAGCAAUAUUUAACGUGGUUGAGCUGUCGGGGAGCCUCUGGAAGGCACACCAGUUCAGUCUGUACUUUAUGUUGCCGUAUAUAGGGACCACCUUAGCUCUGCUCAAACAUAAUUGGUACCCAUCAAGGGUUUUCGUCGGAGACACUUUUUGCUACUUUUCGGGGAUGACCUUCGCCGUGGUGGGGAUUUUGGGUCACUUCAGUAAAACCACGCUUUUGUUUUUCAUCCCUCAAGUGUUUAAUUUCUUGUAUUCAUUCCCACAGCUGAUUCACUUGAUCCCGUGCCCCAGGCACCGACUGCCAAAGUUUAACUCAAAAAUUGACAAAUUAGAAAUAAGUACGACAAAGUUUCGUUAUGCAGAUUUGAACGUUGUGGGCAAAUUUACAAUAAACUUGUUCCGAGUUUUCAGAUUAAUUCAGUGGCACGAAAAAGAAGAUUAUGUCAUUACUAAUAAUUUAACUUUGAUUAAUUUGGUCUUGUUGUACUUGGGGCCGCUCCACGAGGCCAAGCUGACACUGGUCUUGUUGGGGAUACAGGUGGUGUGCAGCCUAUUGGCGUUUGUUAUUAGGUAUCCGCUAGCGUGGAUAUUUUACGAUGUGUAGAAAAAACCAAAUAUUGUAAAUAGGUCAUUUUUACCAAGACUGCUUUACAUGUUUCUUGUUAUGCAGAUUUUAUUGAAUAAACAUUUGUUGAAAAAAUCGCAGUUUUUGUCC